This is a messenger RNA of Osmia bicornis bicornis, 584 nucleotides long. RefSeq lists its product as uncharacterized. The coding region runs from base 90 to 401 and encodes 103 amino acids. NCBI's taxonomy places the organism in Eukaryota, Metazoa, Arthropoda, Insecta, Hymenoptera, Megachilidae. The record is from RefSeq and is a predicted model, not a curated record. The transcript is spliced from 2 exons.
AUAGGCGCUGUUUCCUUCUCCGCGGGAUGACGCCAACGAUUCCAGAGUUCGAAUUCGCACAUUGAGGAACGCCUCCCAAUCCGCGAGGGAUGGGAACAAUUCCUCUUCACCCAUGCGUAACUCCCACUCCCGAUGGGACUCCUUGUCCAACUUGCGGACAAAGUGAAAAACAAGAACAUCGUCCCAGUAUUCGACCGGGCGAGCCAUGUUUUUUAAGGCCGUUAAUGCGGCGCGAGAUCUAUCGCGUAAACUUUUUAAAUCGCUUAGAACUGCGGAUCCGAUCGGGGGUGAGUCGAACAACAUUUUCAGGUUCGGAGUCCGUCGGUAAGGCUGCCGUCAUAGCGUCGAGGGCGGCAAGGAAAGCUGCUUCCGUAUCCCCGAAGACGUCGCUGGAGAAGUAGGGAUUCGCCCUGGUGUCCUCCUCCGUUGCUGCAACCUCGAUCUGGACUUGCGUUGAUUGGAAUUUGGCCCAGUAAUCCUUGAGCAGGUUGAUCCGACUGCGAAUCACUGCAGGAGUGUGAUUCGCCUUCCCCAAUUUUUUAAAGUUGAGCAGUGCAUUGUUGAUCAGGCGUGCAUGCACUUUA